Dendroctonus ponderosae (mountain pine beetle) is the source of this 1752-nucleotide messenger RNA. Its product is annotated as cytochrome P450 6A1-like. Gene Ontology annotation, molecular function: oxidoreductase activity, acting on paired donors, with incorporation or reduction of molecular oxygen; monooxygenase activity; iron ion binding. The coding region runs from base 163 to 1704 and encodes 513 amino acids. NCBI's taxonomy places the organism in Eukaryota, Metazoa, Arthropoda, Insecta, Coleoptera, Curculionidae. The record is from RefSeq and is a predicted model, not a curated record. The transcript is spliced from 4 exons.
AUCUGAUAACUUAGCACAUAAUCAGUUCAAGUUACUUCACACUAAGAUUGAAGACCACACAAUAUUGAAGUAGUAGGUGCCAAAAACAUCCGAAACAAGUAAACCAGAAAUUGUUGCACCAGAGAACACAAAAUUGAUGAGCAACACAUUGAAGAAGAAAAGAUGUUACCAGUUCCAGCUGCUCUCAUGAUUAUCAUCAUAAUUUUACUCUUAAUAAUUUUCUCUAUUGUUAUAACCUUCUCUACGUACACUUUUUCUUAUUGGAAGAAACGAAAAUUUAAUUUCCUGGAGCCAACAAUCCCAUUUGGAAAUGCUCAGAGUUUCUUUCUUGGAAAAAAGGGUUUAGGAGAACUUUAUAGCGAUUGGUAUCUGGAAAUGAAAGCCAAGGGUUGGGAUAUGGGAGGUGCCUAUUUCGGCAGCAAACCCGUUUUCAUACCAAUCGAUAAUAAGCUGAUUAAAACGAUAUUGGUUAAAGAUUUUUCGAAUUUUCAAAAUCACGGCUUUUACAUCAACGAAAAAAUCGAUCCACUGUCUGGGCAUAUCUACAAUUUGGAAAGCAGCAAGUGGAAGAACCUGCGCUCCAAAAUCCUCCCAGCUUUCUCUUCAAGCAAAUUGAGGAACCACAUAGUUGUCAUGGAUAGUCUCACCAAAGUAUUAGUCAACAGACUAAGAAAUAUGGCACAGUCUCAAUUACCAAUUGACAUUAAGAGUAGUUUGGAUAGAUUUACCUUGGACGUAACAUCCGCCUCCCUUUUGGGAAUCGAAACUGAAUGUCUGAAAGAUAAAAAUGCUGAAUUAAUGAAGCAGACCAGAGCAUUCUUUGACAUACAAUUAUGUCGACUUUUUAACACCUUGGUACUGCUAAUUCCCAGGAACAUCCUUAUAUUUUUCAACUUCAAGGUGUAUCCAACACAGGUAACAAAUUAUUUCAUUAACUUCUUUGGCAAUCUUAAAGCUCAAAGAUCAGUGGAAAAAAUAAGGAGAAACGAUUUGACCGACAUAUUAAUUGAUCUAUGCGACAAAACUAAAAUUGUUUCCGGGGAUAGUGGUAAUGGUCUAACAGAACCCCUAACAAUCAAAGAGUUUGCUGCACAAAUGCACCUGUUUCUUGACACCUACGAAACUUCUUCGGCAACAGAAACUUUUGCUCUGUGUGAACUGGCUGCGUAUCCAGAUAUGCAAACUAGAUUGCGAAAUGAAAUCAAUACUGUUUUAAGCAGAUUUAAUGGUGUUGUUGAGUACGAUGCAAUCACCGAAAUGAACUAUUUGGAUCAAGUUGUUAAUGAAACAUUACGGAAGUAUCCUGUACUACCCGUUCUUCCAAGAGUAUGUGAAAGCGAUUAUCCAAUACCGGAUAGUAAACUUACCAUUGAGAAAGGAACAUUGGUAAUGGUGACAAACAUGGGAAUUCAUUACGAUCCUGAAUAUUAUCCAGAUCCAAUGCGUUUUGAUCCAGAACGAUUUACGUCAGAAAAUAUAGCGAAAAGACCAUUUUCCUCAUUUGUUCCGUUUGGUGAAGGUCCAAGAAGUUGUGUCGGGAAGCGUCUUGGAAUGUUGCAGGCAAAAGUUGGUUUGAUUGCAAUCCUUCGGAAUUUCAAGAUAACAUUAAGCGAGAAGACUAAGAUGCCGAUCCAGUUUGAAAAAUCUGGACUUUUUUUGAACCCUGAAGGAAAAAUAUGGAUAAACCUUGAAACAAUUGAGUGAUUAUGACCAUUUUGCAUAUAUUUACUAAAUACAUUUGAUUAAUUUUUA